GUGCAGCUGUAUGCUAAUGCCCCCCCACCCCAAACAUAUGUCUGGACCGGUCCAGGCUGCUGGUCCAAACAUGGAGUCCUGCUAAGAACCGGCCCGUUCUGCUUGGUCCUUCUUCUCCUGUUAACAUCUCUGAUAUUUAGUUUAGCAGAACCGGAACCAGGUUCGGUAUGAGACACGAUCAGAACCAGAGGAAACACCGAACCAGGAGUACUUUCUGUUGGACCUCAGGCAGAACCACCGAAGAACCGGCCGGAGUUCUGACCCGGUUCCGAUCCGGUUUGAUUUGCUCUGCCCCAUUUGGAGACGCAGAAAGCGCGCGCUGAUUAGCACAGCACGCGCCAUGUUGGGGGGGGGGGGCAUUUCCUUUCAAUCAGAGGACCAGCGCCGCUAUUAUGAUGCAAAGCGGACCGGCCUCUGCUCAUCAAUUAUGGAUGGGACAGAGUAAAGGUUCGGUUCGGAUCUGAGCGGGAAGAGAAUUAAAUCUGAGCCGAAUUUCAUUUAUUUGAAGAUUUAAAAAAAAAAAGAAAAUUAAAUAUUGAAUUUCUGUAAAAGUCCAAACCGACCAGAACACGAACCGAACCGGACCGGACCAGAACACGCUAGUUGAAAGUCAUCAGACCGUGAAAGCAGGAGGCUGCUGGCCGAGGAGGGAGUGUGUGUGUGUUGUGUGUGAAACACAAUAAAGCCCCCAGGUACAUCUGCUCCACCUCCUCCCCCCGGGCGGAGCGGAGCGGCUCCUGAUUGGUGGAGGCGCAGGCCGGCGCGGUGUCAUCCUGUGGUUUUAAAGCGGAGUGUUGUUGUUGUGAGAGGAGACUGGAUCAGAACCACGCGGUGGAUGUUCGGCUUUACGCGCAGCUCCGCGUGGAUUUGUUUCGCCCCCCGCAGAGCCUCCCAGUCCGGACCGAACAUGCCCAGAGGUUUCCUGGUGAAGCGGAGCCGGAAGCCUGCCGCGGCGUCCUACCGGGUCCGUUCCGGGGAGGAGGACGCGCGGGGAGCCGCCGCCGAUGCGCCGCCGCCUCCGCCGCAGCAGCAGCGUUUCUCCAUCCCUAAGCGCGCGCACACCUGCAAGGCGGCGGCCUCUGCUCCGGAACCGGACCCCACAGCCAAGCCGGUGCAGUUCGGGAACCCGGAGACGGUGUACCGGGUUCUGUACAGCCCGACCCGGCCCGUCAGCCGGGACCAUGAGGGCUCCCCGGAGCGGCGCUGUAGCCUCGGAUCCCCGGCCUCAGCGGAGUCCUUCCCCGCACUGGAGCACCUGUUCGGCCCGGCGGACCUGAGGGCCAGCGCGGCGGCCGCCGGGGCGUUCCUUGCCGCGGGCGCAAAGCAGCCGACGGGCGACGCAGAGCGCCGGGGCAAAGCUGCCAGCAAGAGGACCAAAGCCAUCCGGAAGCUGCACUUUGAGGAUGACGUCACCACGUCCCCGGUCCUGGGGCUCAAGAUCAAAGAGGCUCCGGUGGAGCCGAGGCCGGCGGAGGGAGAGCGCCCCCCGCCGGGGGGGCUGGUGUGCCAGCUGUGCCGGGAAGCCUACCCGGACCCGUUCUCCCUGGCGCAGCACCGCUGCUCCAGGAUCGUCCGGGUCGAGUACCGCUGCCCCGACUGCGACAAGGUGUUCAGCUGCCCGGCCAACCUGGCCUCCCACCGCCGCUGGCACAAACCCAAGCCGCACGGAGAGCCGCCCGCGCCCGCCAAAGACAGCAGCGACCGGGACUCCUCCAGCCCCGAACCGUCCGAGUCCGGUUCCGAGGACGGGCUGUACGACUGCCCGCGGUGCGGGAAGCGCUUCAAACGCCAAGCGUACCUGCGGAAGCACCUGGCGUCUCACCGCGGCCCGCGCAACCGCGCAGAGCUGCGGCCGCUCAACCCGAGCGCGUACCCCAGCCACGCGUGUCCGGUGUGCGGGGAGCGCUUCAGCAGCAGCGGGGGCAGAGAGCGCCACCUGCGGCUGCUGCACUCCGCCCAGGUGUUCCCCUGCCAGCACUGCCCCGCCCUGCUGCACAGCUCGCCGGGACUCACCCGACACGUCAACAAGUGCCACCCGUCCGAGAGCCGCCAGGUGAUCCUGCUGCAGGUGCCGCUGCGCCCCGCCUGCUGAGGCUCCGGUCCGGUUCGGUCCGGUCCGGAUGGGACCACACAGGAUGUGAUCUCAGAACAUUUUCCCAGUUUCUCCUGGAAGUUUCUGCCUUGCUCAAGGACACUUCGUCUCAGUCAGAGGGAGUCCAGAAGAUUCCGACUCUUGAGGAACCUGUAGAAUCUAAAGUGCUAUUAGCUGUAGACCUAAGAGAGGGCCGGUCCGGUUCGGUCCGGUCCGGUUCUGUUCCCGUCACUGAGUAGCUAUAAUAGAUCCGUGGAUCAGAGAGUAGCCGCGCUGCCUGCUGGGAAACCGCCUUAAAUCAUCUUAUUGUUAUUUAUUUAUGACUGUAUAUUAUCACUAUUAUUAAGUUAUUGCUGUGAUUUCUGGUGCGUUCAAGUGUCUUUUAAACAAUUAGUGGUUUUCUGACCCGCUUCUGCAAUCAUCAUCAUCAUCAUCUUCCUCUUCCUCUUCAUUUAUUGUCGCUCUCUUGUUCUGGAUGUUUUUCAUUUUUGCUAAAUGUCCAAAAACAAUAAAAC
Molecule: messenger RNA, 2607 nt
Organism: Xiphophorus hellerii (green swordtail)
Lineage: Eukaryota; Metazoa; Chordata; Actinopteri; Cyprinodontiformes; Poeciliidae
Gene: insm1a
Product: insulinoma-associated 1a
Exons: 1
Coding region: 836-2092 (418 amino acids)
Biological process (GO): regulation of cell cycle process; negative regulation of transcription by RNA polymerase II; neuron differentiation
Cellular component (GO): nucleus; transcription repressor complex
Molecular function (GO): RNA polymerase II cis-regulatory region sequence-specific DNA binding; DNA-binding transcription repressor activity, RNA polymerase II-specific
Source: RefSeq, a predicted model, not a curated record